This is a messenger RNA of Linepithema humile (Argentine ant), 22159 nucleotides long. The record is from RefSeq and is a predicted model, not a curated record. Lineage: Eukaryota; Metazoa; Arthropoda; Insecta; Hymenoptera; Formicidae.
GAAGGGUAUGCUUGUCCACGUGAUAUUGCGCGUUUCUUCGCGAGUCGCGUGACUUGCACGGUACAUCUUGCGUUAAAACAAAAGCCGAACGGAUGAGCGAGUGAGUAAGUGAGCGGAUGAAGAAACGAGCGAGUGAAUGAAUGCUACGCUAGGCAAACACUCGCGCGUCUCGUUGCAGCAGCGUCGGAAUGUAGCCGUCGGAAUGAGAUUCCCGAUGAUGCUGAUUAGACAACGGACGAAGGGACGGGCGAGUGAAAAGACCAGAGGAGAGAAAUGGCGAAAUAUAUAAAUAUGUACGAGAGGCAGAAGUAUUUAUGUACGCGCAUUAGCGCGUCAGUGAGAGAGGGAUGAGACAGGAAGAGCGGGAGGGGAAAGCGGAGCGAAUGAGGUAGAAGAAGAACGUGAGGAAACGUCGUCGGUGCGCGUUUCGAGACGCGUUCGAGACUCGUGUGAACGCACGUGGGCACCGAGCACCGGAAGAGCGACGGGAGCAUGUGCGUCUUCGCUCCGCGAAAACGGGGGCAAACCGGAACACUCGUGCAACAUAACAUACGAGCGGUGGAUCGAUCGCGCGUUGUAUCGCGCGACGCGCCGCAACCGACGGAGAAAGGAGCAGCGUUCGCCCCUUAAACGCGGACGAACUUACGACGUGUCGCGUCGCAUCUCGUAUCCCGCCGCAGUUUAUUCAUAUUGUAUUGUACGUGUCGCGUGGCAUGGCGUGGCGAUGCACGAGAGGACGCCCGCCAUCGGGUAGAACGCGGCAUUUACAACGCGUUUCUACCCUCUGGUUGGCUUCGGGCGCGUGACGUAAUCCAUUCAAGCGCUUACUACGCAAUACAAGACACGGCCGUUUCUCUCUGUCUCUUUCUCGCUCUCGCUCUCACUCUCCUCCCCCUUCUCCCGGCUGUCUGCCGCCCUCUUUCUCUCUCUUUUUCUCGUUUGCUCGCUUGCUUGCUCGCUCGCUCGCGCUCCAUCGCGCCCGCUCAAUGCCUGCCGACCUCUCAGCUCCCCACCAACCCCUUUUACCGCCGCGUCGCGUCGCGUCGCGGCGCGCCCUCCUUCCUCUGUUUUGAUCGUUCGCCGCCGGCGCAGGGUGCUCGCGCGAUUGGGCGAGAAGACCGAUCGACGGAAAAAGCGCGAGAGUGACGCGAGGCCCGAUUCACGUGGGACGCCGUUGGUUUUCGCCGCUCACCGAGGCCCAUCAUUCUCUCCGUAUAUAUGCGCGACGUCCCUCGACGGCCGUCUGUAAUUCAGAGUGUUUCACGAGUGUGUCCCGACGUGAAGUUAACGUGUCACGCAAACGCCUAGCGAGAAUCCGACACCUACGUUCGCCGCUAAAUGCGCCGUAAGGAGUCUAAAGGUUGGUGCUCUCACCGCGUAUCUACCGCCAACUGUGUGUGACUGUCUGACUGACUUUACUCCACUUUGUUUACCUUACCUUACUCGCUGCACUUACAACUAUGUUGAUUUAUUGUAACGUGAGAAUUAUGUCAAUGUCAACGUAAGCCAAAGAAAGAGUGAGACAAUCGCGCGCAUUUACUAAUAAUUUUGCGGUGGGAUUAAAAACCGAAGCGUCUCGUGUGCGAGAUCCGCCCUCUCCUGUCUCCAUCUCUUUUCCUCUCCCCUCUUCCUCCCUUUGCUCCAUAUUGCGCUUUCUUUCUCCCCGUUACAGCCAAUUCCUUAAACCACCAUCCAAAGAUGGUGUAGGAGUGUGUACGACGAUAGGAUGAUCGAAGGUGCCUGGCUCCCAUGAGAUGUGCGACGCAAUUAAGUUUGUGUACGCGGAUGACGCGUCGCGUCCCGACGCCCUUCAUGCGGGAAACGUGGGGAUGUGCUCGCAGCGUGUUUACAAACACGACUUUUGACCGAUAAGAUCGAUUCGUAAAGAGAUCGCAGUCUCAAUGUGAAUUAGGUGUCGGCAAAAUGGAUUUUUAUUAGACGAGUCUUUAUUAGAGCGUCUUUUCCCAAUAAACGACACACGCUAUCGAUACGCAUCGCGACAAUUCCUAAUAAGGAGAGUACGUAACGAUCAUCACUGACUCAUGACUAGCGUUCGAUAGGCGUUGUUUCUUAUCGAGUCCUAAGUGAGUGAGAGUUGUUGAGUGUGACACGUGUGAAGCCGCGUUAUUGCGCAGCAUUCCGUAGUUUUCUGCUACAAAUAGCCGCGGGCAUCUAGGCGUGACGUGUCCCCUUCCCCAAAAAUUCGUCUAGUAAACAUUUAAGGCAUAUCCGAUGCCCACCUCGCGUCUUAUCACACACUUAUCCGAUCGCGGCGUUAUAGUUGCUAUUAAAUGUAACGUCAUUGCGCAGGAAAAGUAAUUGACGUCGUUAUACACUUUAUAGUAUAAGCACACUGUAUAAUAUAAAUGAGAGAUACGUAUCAUAAAUAAUAUCGUAAAAGAGAAGUAGAGUAAUGGUAAGUGGAAUAUUACGCGUUCUACGAAGGAUCAAUCGACGGGAAGGCAUGGUGCGAUGCUUUUGCGCGGUAUCGCGUAAGAUUGCCGUACCUCUACCCCACAUAGCCUCGCGUUGACUUAACGACGCACUUGGUCAUAAAUCUGUAUAUGAGCGGCAGGGGAAUAUGUGUAAGUCGGAAAAAUUAUUUUCACAAAAGAAACAAAGCGAGUGCAAAGAUAAAUUGCGAUUAGAGAUGGAGAUCUGUAUAAUUGUUCGAAUUUGUAAAAUAACGCUUCGGGUUAAUCGCCAAUUCACUUUAUUGUCAUCUUCAUUGUCAUCUUUCGUUAAUCUGUUAUUCAAAAGACUUCGGGAUCUUUCCAGCAUGAUUGAUCGCGAGCGACAACACCUUAUCUCCAAACUAGAUAAGUGGUCGUGAAAUAACAGCGAUCGUAAACAUUCAAUCAUUACAAUAGAGAUGAAAGAAAGAAAAGCAUGAGAGAAGGAAAAGUGGAAGAGAAUCCGAUUAAGAGCAAACUGGAUUCAUUGCAUUAUGUUUUUAAAUAAUUGUGCUUGGAAGUUUCUCAGUUGGAUUUACUUCCCUCUGCUUCCCAGAUACAGUAAAAUGGCCUGCCACCUGCGGCUGGCCAUAUUAUGAAUAGACAAUAGCGAGCUUAAACUUGCCGUGGCUUUAAACUAUGAUGUGAAUGAAGUGCCUUCACCUCCACUCAAUAAUGAUAAAUAUUAAAAAGUUUUUUUCCCACAAUGACGACUCUAAACCUGAAUUCUUUAUUUAAUCUGUACAUAAAUUUGACUGUGCUAAAACAAAAGCAGGCGUAUUUUUCUCACGCGUGUUAAUGUCAUUGGCAAUUUCUAGUGUCUAUUGUAAAAUGUGCAUGAUGCAAAUCAUAGUUCUAGGUAUUAUCUGGAUAGAGAUAUUCGAAACUUCAAACGUUAGAUGAGAAAUCUGAGUAAUGUAAAUAGAAUCGCGACCACGAAUCUUCCAUCGACUGUACAUCGCGAUUUUUAUUUCAUACUUUAACAUCAUCUUGGUAACGGACGGUUUACAACCGUACUAUAAUUUAACAGUUCCUGACUUCUGUGUGCUUAUAUGAAGAUCGCGUUUUAUUGCUCAUAUAUCACCAGAAUCAGAGAGUCGCAUUUAACGACGACAUUUUUCGGUAUUGAAUGACAAUCCUAUGAUUAAUCCCUUUUUUUAAAAUAAAAUUUCUGCUUUUUCUCUCUAUAUUUACCAUGACGAUGUAAAGCAAAACUUUGAAACAUGUGCUGAAGUGGCACAUUUUUAAAUGCUUUUAGCGGCAUGCUGCUUGCAACAGUAUUGAUUGGGACGGGACGCAGAACGUCCCGUUCAAAAAUCAGAAUUGUCCUGAAAGUAUUCGGGAUGCAUUGUCACUGCGUAUUUAGCGUUAAAUUCGCGAUGAAAAAACGCGGAUAUUCGCCGUCGAUCGUCAGCCCGCGUUUUUCUCGCCUCUUUUCACUCGUAUUGCGCUUUAAUAAUCGCAAGAUUUGUAAAACUGCAUAUAAUGUAUAACAUAAUGGCUUGUGUACCUUUUAACGCAUAACUUUACAUAUUUCACAUUAUUAUACGAUUUUGCGCUUUCCUUGAUAACAAGUCGAUUAUGUGUAGCAUUACGAAUGGGUUAAGGAUCGAAUAGGUUAAAGAUCGAAAGAAAUCAGUUAGCAUAAUGCUAAUAUCUAUAUUAUUAUUUGGUAUUACAAGUGCUGCAAAUAAUGAAUAUAAAACGCGUCUAUCUAGCUUCUUUAGUUGUUGUUUGAGAAAAAAAAUCAAAAUUUUUCUUUACAUUAUUUAGAACUUCUUUCGAAGUUAUAAAUAAAUUAUGCUACUUAUUUUACAGAUGCAACACGAAAUUUUGAGAAAAAAAUCUUUACUAAUGUGAUUCGAGUGAAAUUUUCGAGAUUGCACUUACGCAACCAUCAAAAUAAAUAACUCAUGUAAUUUAGAAUGAUAAGUAGCUGUAUAUAUUCUUCGCGCAGCGUGAUCUGAUAAGUAUAGAGUAAAUUAACGACCUCAGUAAGCCAUUAUCUCGACAGUGGCAUGCGCGAUAAAAACAUUGUAUAUAGUAUGCAGAGUGAUUUACAACUCGGGAAGAUACAAGACGGACAAUGCACGUUUUGCACUGAAUGAAACUGUCCGCUUCUAAUCCCUGCGUUAUGCAACGCGGAAUUAUGUGGCGUUCGCAUUCGUAAGCCCACAAAUAUGAUUCCGCAGCUUAAGUCGUGCGAAACAAGAGAUAUAUAUUCUAUUAGUAACUCUUGAGAUUCGACAAGCUCUGGGUGGAUUCAAUACACGCUCCUUAAUUACACAUUGCAUGACGCGCUCGAAUCGAUCGCAUCAAAUCAAUAUAUACCUAUUAACAAGUUUCGAGGCUAAGUGCAUGCGUUUACCGUCAAAGGUACGGUCUCUGAAUAUACACGGCUUUAAGACCGAGGCAUUGAUAUUGUUAAACUCUGACAAUGCUGUUGUCAACUAACAACGCGAUGUUAAUAGCAUGCUUAUAAGUUGCUUCUAUUGCUAUUCACAUUCUUGCUUUCUUUCGUCGCUUCAACACCUAUUUAUUCAUAUGAAUAACUGUAACGAUGGACAGAUGCAUUAAGAGACUAGUUUUUUUUGUCGUUAUUCGAAAGUCAUUUUUGUUCUGAAGGUGCACUCAGCGUAUAAUAAUGUCAUUAAUAUGGGAUCGUGAAUAUAUAUUUCGAAAGUUCUACGAUUUUUCAGCACGCAUGUUUAUGUUUAAAUUUUUGUUUGGUGUCACAAAGGCAUUUUCGGUGACACUUCCAUUGAUCAGUCGACAUGUUUAGCUAUAAAAGUGUAUAACAUUUUUCAUUCCAAAUCAUACUAUUUAGAAAAACGAAAUCGUUUUAUAGCAAAGUGAUAUUAAUUGUUCUCGCAAUAUUAAAUCUUUUUUGUUUAAAAAAAUGCUCUAAAAACACUUGCAAAGCGUUCAAUACAUAAAAAAAAACUGUUUUAAAUUUUAAUUGAAGCGAAUAAAAAGAACUGUGUAACAAUGUUUAAGAAACAGUAUAAUAUUUGAAUGACCAGAGUUCAUUUAAAGAGAAGAAAUAUCAAACGAGCGAUACGCAAAAUACUUCUAUCGUUCAAAGGUUAGCAUUUCCAUUCCCGCCGCCCUUCGUGCACCGCCCACCCCGUCGUCUUCCGCCAUUUACGCACUCCUCGCGUUCGACUCCGCGCCCGUAAGUGUACAAAAAGAGACAAACGAGUGCGGAGAGCAAAGGCUGCGAAGAGGCAGACGCCGCUGCCGCUUCGCUCCAGUAAUAGUCGUCUUGGCGUGUUGCGACGACGACACACACCAAAAACACGGAAAUAUUUUUACGGCGUAGUGCGACGCGUCGGAACUUUUGUUCCUGCUACGCUUCUCUCAUCGUCAUCGCUCUCACUCUCUCAUUCUCUCUCUCUCUCUCUGUCACCCGUCCGUCAGUCUGCCCCUACCGCAGGUUUUGCGACCGCUCCUCGCCCCGCCAGAAUCGCGUCUUCCCCACCCAACGAUAUGCCCUCCCUUCAUUCCAUCAUAUCUCGCGUGCGAGUAGCAGCAUGAAUCGGCGGACGCACGGCCGUGUUUUCAAGCGAGUACGUGAGGGACUCGACCGCGUUCGUAUCUGUAAUCUACGAGAAAGAGUCAUUGUCUCUUCUGCUGCUGGAGCGUCGCGGCGCGUCGCGUUGCAACCGUUGGCGCCGCCGCCGUCGCCGCGCUCCCGUAUUGCACGUGCCUGCCGUUACCGCGCCGGUGCUCUUCCCGAACGACUAAUCGACGAAAGGCGCGUGCUCGUGGCGUCUGCUCGUAGUACCGAUUUUCCGGAGGCGUCCGCCGGUUCGCACCAGCGUUUUUCGGCGUCGCCGUCUGCUCCUCCCGCAAGGACGCCGCUGAAUGACGGCGACGGCAACGGCCUUCCUAUUGAUAAUAGUGAACGUUCGCGCGAAUCAAACCACGUGCGAUACGGCCCUGAAGGUGUGUUGCCCCGUGUUGUUUUCGUGUUUACCACGGAGAACCGCAUCGCGCCUACGAUAGCGUCGGGUGUUAUUAUAUACACAUGAAACGGAUCUCGUUCCUCUCGUUCGGCUUUCAAUGCGGGAAGACGAAUGAUUUCGGGACUAUCGGCAUGGCAAGUAAUGUGGGACACGGCGGUAGCGGUGCUCUAGUGAUUGUAUUAUCGACGUGCCACCGACGACAUCGGCUAGUUUCACUUUUAGCCAAAGGAACGACGCUGUAUCUACGGUCCACAUAAUUACAGAGCAACGGUACAAUUAUGAGGGCCAAAAAGUACUUCAUCUUCAACAAGAAGGUACUCUGAAGACAUUUUUGGCACCAGCUGGUGUUCCGCAUGCGGAGCGUUUCACGGUGCACAUCCCUAUUUAUACGCGAUCGAGGGGUCCCGCGCGAUUCGAAGAUUUCUGAUUCCCCGGAAGAUAUACCAUCCGUGAGCUCGAAACCCGGUCACCCGGAGAGCGAACGCCGUCUGCGGGGGUGGAGAAUCGAGAGGGUUACGCGCGAGCCUGGCCGAACGCGGGGACGGAUCGAUCGAUUGCGAGGGAGAAGGAGAACAAAAGCGCGGGAUAAUUCGGGAUAACUCGAAGAGUUUUUCUCGCGAGAGCGCUCGGCCGCCCCGCUUAAUCCGCAGUCCUUUUAAUCCCCGUCUCUGAGAAGUCCGAAAGAAGUUUAUAACAAUCGGACGCUCGAGGCUCCGUGUGGGAGGAGAGAGAAGGCAGAAGAAGGAGGGGACAAGGCUGCAAGGGUCGACUAUCAAUCGUCGAUCAAUCAAGGAAAACAAAAGUGGUAGUCGGGGCGACACGUGGGGGGAUAAAAGUCGGGAACGUUCAACGGGAGGCUUCAAGCGCGCGGUGUUCAAUGAGACAAGGAGAUGAGGACGAGGAAGUCAUUGCUGCUGAUCGUUCUGCUGUGCGUGGUAGGCCUGGCGCUCUGCCAGGAGAAAAGGGCCGUGAAGCACCGGGAUAAAAGCGCCAAGGGCAAGCAUGAGCCCGAUCACAUGGACGAGGACGAUGAGGGAGGACAUCACAGGAUGAGGGAGGAUUAUUCGGAUGAGUAUGGCGAUCGGAGCUCGGCGGUCACCAACUACCACAAAUUUUCCGAGAGCCCGGCCGCUCACAACCGAAACAACAGAGCGAUCGAUGAGAACAAAUCCGCGGACGACGGGUUCAAACCCAAUCAGCCUAGUAAAUUAUCGAAUCUGUCCCAGCCGGGAGGGAAAUUCCACGAGGGGGUGUCGGAUAAGGGACGAAAGCAAAAGAACGCAACUAACACGGACGGUAUCUGUCAGAGCAUAGACAUCAGGAACAACGUGAAUUCCUUCUCGGCACUGAAAGAUUGCCGCGUGAUCGAGGGUUUUCUGCAAAUCGUGCUGAUCGAGAACAACACCGAGGCGGAUUUCGAGAACGUUAGCUUCCCGGAACUGAGAGAGAUUACUGGCUACUUUUUAUUGUAUCGCGUGGACGGUCUGAAGAGCCUCGGCAGACUUUUCCCAAAUCUCGAGGUCAUCAGGGGCGAUAUACUUCUCACGGACUACGCCUUCAUGAUUUACGAGAUGAAGAACUUGCAGGAGAUUGGCCUCACCAGCCUGACGAGGAUCUCCCGCGGUGGAGUGCGCAUCGAGAAAAAUCCCGCACUCUGCUUCACGAAUACCUUGAAUUGGAGUCUCAUUGUGCCGGCCGGCGAGAACUUCAUCAAAGACAAUAGAAACGAGCAGAAUUGCCCACAUAUGAAAGGAUGCUCUCACUGCCCUGGUGGUUAUUGCUGGACUGCUCAGUGUUGCCAGAAACUAGAGAAAUCAGGAUGUCAUGAGCAAUGCCUCGGGGAAUGUGUCAAUGCGACCGAUAGCGAUUGCUAUGUGUGUAAGCAUUAUCGGCACGAGGGAAGAUGCAUCGAAAGCUGUCCGCCCGACUUAUAUGCAUAUCUCUCGAGACGAUGCAUCAGCAAGGACGACUGCCAGAAGAUGAACCGCAUCAGAAGAUUUUCUAAACCGGAGGACAUGCAAACAUGGCGACCUUUCAAUGGCUCCUGUCUUACUCAGUGUCCCGACGGUUUCGAGGAUGACAUCGACGAGAAAAAUAUGACAACCUGUCGGGUUUGUAAAGCCCAGUGUCGUAAAAUCAGCAACGGUGCUAUCAUACGCCACAUUUCGGACGCUCAGAGUUUUCGCGGUAUAACGGUAGUGAAGGGUGCUCUCGAGUUUCAAAUUAGAAACGGGAAUCCGAAUAUAAUGAACGAGUUGGCGGACGCGUUUGGUUUGAUCGAGGAGAUAACCGAGUAUCUGAAGAUCACGCACUCCUUUCCGAUCACGUCAUUGAGCUUCUUCAAGAAGCUCAAGGUGAUCAAGGGUGAGAAUCUGGACAUUAACAACGCGAGCUUGGUGGUUUUGGACAAUCCGAAUCUCAACUCCCUCUUCCCGCCCUCUCAAAAGAUAACGAUGGAGAACGGCAGACUGUUUUUUCAUUACAAUCCUAAGCUCUGUCUCUCCAAGAUAGAGGAGUUCGGUAAAAUGGUGAACAUCACUAACUUCACGUCCCUCGAGGUUCAACCGGAAUCGAACGGCGAUAAAGUGGCCUGCAACAUCGUCAACAUAAAUAUCACGGUAAAACAGCGGGACGCGGAUCACGUGGUUCUAAGUUGGGACAGCUACAAACCGCCCGAAGGCCAACAACUUCUUAAUUACUUGCUAAAUUACAUAGAGACCGAGAACGAGAAUAUAACGUACGAGGCAAACGCGUGCGGCAAUAACACGUGGCAGAUCGUGGACGUCGGCAUACCGAGCCUCAACUCGACUGUUUCGAAGUACAUCAAUAACCUGAAGCCGUACACCAAGUACGCCGCGUACGUGAAGACGUUCACGGCGAAGAACAAGGAUUCCGCCAUCGCUGGAUCUUCGAGGAGUCCGGUGGGUCAGUCGGAGAUUAUCUUCUUCCGGACGAAGAGUGCGGUACCGUCGAUGCCGACGAACGUAAGCUCAAUCGCGAUACGCGACAGCGAGAUUCUACUCAAGUGGGGCCCGCCGAUAUACUCGAACGGUCCCAUAGGUUAUUACAUGAUCUCCGGUACGGUUCGACUAGAUGACGAGGAGCUGAUCUCUUCUCGGGAUUACUGCAUCGACACGUUGACGAGCGACGCCGAAAAGGAGGAGAUGCACGAAAUGACGAUUAAGACGUCGCUGAUUCCGAAUCCGAGCUCUUGCUGCAAAGACGCAGGUGUGAAGACUGCCAAGCAGUUCGAAAUAUUCUGCCACGAGAACAUGACCAUCAGUUACUUGUCGCCCGGCUGGAAGGAUUAUUGCGUCUUCAAUCACUACAACACGCCGGAGAGUAAAUUUUACGAUCUAGCGAACAACUUGUCUUUCUCGCCGACACAAGACAAGCAGAAAAUGGCGACGGACGCUUCGACCGGCGUGAGCAACAGCAUCACGAUCAAUCAUCUGGAUACCGAGGUAUUUGUAUACAACGUCAGCGCUCGAAAUACUUCAUACACAUUGAAGAAAUUGCGUCACUAUUCACUGUACAUAAUCACGAUCGCCGCGUGCGGCGUGAAGAUGGACGGCGACGCGCCGAUGUGCUCGUCCAUUCAGUACGCGAACACUCGGACGAAGAAGCGACUGAGCGCGGACGACGUUCACAACGUGAAGGUCCACGUGACCAACGAUACGAUAGUCGAGGUGAUCUGGGAAUCGGUGAAAGAUCCCAACGCGUUCACCGUCUCCUACACCAUCGAGUACACAAAUCUGGACGUGAAGGACGCGAAGAAGAGCACGGAAUGCAUACCGUGCACCGGCCGCAAGGAGAAGUACAACAGUCAUUAUAUCAGAAACCUCACCCCAGGCCGGUACAGUCUGAGAAUGCGCUCCACGUCGCUGGCGGGUGACGGCGCCUUCACCAGCGUCACUUACUUCUCCGUUGGCUUGUCGGACAACAAUCAGAUAAUCCUGGCGAUAGUGCUGACCCUCGUCGUGGUGUUCAUCAGCGUGAUCACGGCGGUGUUUUUCAUCAGGAGUCACCAUAAGAAGAAGACGCAGGAACGAUUGAUCGCCAGCGUGAAUCCGGAUUACACCGAGACCAAGUACGUGGUCGACAGCUGGGAGGUGCCCAGGGAGAACGUCGAGAUUCUGGAGGAACUCGGUCUGGGCAACUUCGGCAUGGUGUACCGUGGAUAUCUGGACGGUACCGUGCAAGUGGCCAUCAAGACGAUCUCCGAGAACGCCAGUCAGCGGGAGAAGAACGAGUUUCUCAACGAGGCCUCGGUCAUGAAGAACUUCUCCACAUGCCAUAUUAUCAAGCUGCUGGGCGUCGUCUCGAUGGGCAAUCCGCCGUUCGUCAUCAUGGAGCUCAUGGAGAACGGCGACCUGAAGACGUAUCUGCGCAAGAUACGCGACACCCAGCUGGUGCCGAACGCGACGAGGAUAAUAAGAAUGGCGGCGGAGAUCGCCGAUGGCAUGGCAUACCUGGAGUCGAAGAAGUUUGUCCAUCGCGACCUGGCCGCGCGCAACUGCAUGGUGUCGAAAGAUCUGGUCUGUAAGAUCGGCGACUUCGGCAUGGCGCGGGACAUUUACGAGACCGAUUACUACAAGAUCGGCAAGAAGGGCUUGUUGCCGAUACGGUGGAUGGCGCCGGAGAAUCUCUCCGACGGCGUGUUCACGUCCGACUCGGACGUGUGGUCGUUCGGCGUCGUGCUGUACGAGAUACUCACCCUCGCCGAGAUCCCGUAUCAGGGCUUCUCGAACGAGGAGGUGCUGCACCACGUGCUGCGCAAGGGUGUGUUGAACGUACCGCGGAACUGUCCCGAGACCAUACAGAAAAUCAUGGAGAAGUGCUUCAAGUGGAAGCCGAGCGAGCGCCCGAUUUUCAUGGAGAUCGUCGCCGAGCUGGAGCCGUUCCUCGGCCAGGACUUUUGCGAGAAAUCCUUCUAUCACUCGGACGAGGGUAUCGAGAUACGCAGUCAGGGGAUCAAGAAGGUCUACCACAACGCCGCGCCGAUCCGAUUUCACUGGGGCCACGAGACUGCCAGAUGGGUGAAGGACUUCGAGGACAACGUAACGCUGCUCGAUCAAAUGAAGGCGGGCACCAGCCGGGGGCGGAUCUUCAAGAACGGCUUUCAGCACUUUGGUAAUGUAACGAAUUUCGAAGAUGUUCCACUCGAUCGAUGAGAUUAGUCGGUAAUAAUUAAGCGAAGGGGAAAAGAAACCUUGGCGGAAAGGUAACUGCUUGAAAAUCCCCUUUGGUCACAAAAUCCGCGGAAGGGCCUGUAGAUAUUAAUGUACAAAACAAUACUCAGGGCAAUACGCGAGUGGUCCGACCGGGCUGUGUGUCGGACGAAAGAUGCGAGAAAAGAUGUUACCAAAUCGCGCUCGUUCGUUGAUUGGACUCGUUCGUUCGUUCGUUCGUUCGUCGGUGCGGCGACACAAGUGUUUUCGUGCCCUUCUCUCGUCGCGGGCCAAACGGUAAUCAGAUCUUGACGGUGGAUAGCAAUGCAGGUGACCGCACUGUCGCGCGACAGUGCAUACAGGAAAGAUGGUGUGUUCGUAAUAGAUGCUAAGCCAUCGAACAAUUAGAUAAGUAAAAUGUAGGCGCAUAGUGUUUCUAUUUUAAUCGGAAGCCAACUCAGGCUUCUCAGACCCGUGUUUCUUUUUUCUCAAACACGCCCCAAGUUCCGAAUCCUUCUGCCAUGCAUCAACUGUUCAUUCCUUUCAGAGUUACUUCUUCUUUCUAUUCUUUUUUUUUGUUUGUUUUUUGUUUUUUUAUUACGGAUAUAUAAAAGUCCUGAAGCAGCUGUUCCCGAACGUUACUCGUGCUUUAACAAUAGUUGCGAAAUUCGUAGUUCCUUCCGCCUCUCCAAAUCCGUUUUCCAAUUCGGUACUAUAUUCGCAAUAUUUGAUUUCUUCAUAUCUUUCACUUUUCGCUCCGUCGCGACGUCUUACCGAUCCCGCCACGAAGCGUUCGAUGUGACAUAAAUAUAAAAAUUGCAUCGCGCUAACGUUCGGCCGACGUGGAGACAAAACCUCCGAAACGCGCUCUCGAGGCCGCAACGUUAUGCUACGCGACGCGAACGACGCAAGUUUGCGCGAGAGAGACGCUCUAUUCCCAUCCUUAAUCGUUGCACAAGUUCGAGGAAUAUUGUUUCAGGACUGACUCGCGACGCGCGAGCCAGAGGAUGAUUUAUACAAACCAGAGUUCCUUGUCACGUAUCCGCAUGAAACGUUACAGCGUAAUCUCAAGGUUGUAAAUAGUUACUCGUAACACAGUUCAUACACAGUAAGUUAAUAGAACUGGAUGCAAUAUACGCGCAUAGUCCUGUAAUACGUAAUAAUUUAUAGAGCGAGAGAGAUAAAGAAUGACGUGAAGAUAAAGUGUACGUGUGUGAGUGUAUGUGUGUGUGUGUGUGUGUGAGUGGAGAGAGAGAGAGGGAGGGAGAGAAAGAGAGAGUGUUUUAAAAGACAACUUUUGCCCUCGCAUGUAAAUAAAGUCACAAGUCUCUUCCUCAAACGCGGGUACCUCGUAAGUAAUUAUUGCAAUAAGAGCGUGUCUACAAUCCACGAUCCACAAUCUCUAUAAUAAAGUUAGUGUGACGGUUAGAAAGAAGAGGAAAGGAGGAGGAGAAAAGAGGCGAGAAGAUUAGCGGUUUCAAAUUUUUAGGGGCCUAAAAUCCGGUUAGAUUGCAUUUAAGUUUCUUUCGCACGGCACAGAAUCGCAAACGUUUCAGCCUCAGAUUUCGCAGAUACGGAAUUGGGUGAUAUAAACAAUCAGUAGGUAGUAAAACGACAAACUAGAUAAUAGACGAAAUGCAAUACACUGAAAUUUCUGCGGCGGAUCUUGCCGGCCAUCGAAAUGUUCCACCUUGUACCUCGGUUUCCGUGUUCGUGCGAUAUUGCAGUUUCUUCGUCUGUCCUGUUCUCGAAAGCACGAAUAUAAUUGAUAUUAUGGGGAAGUUACAUUUGCCGGAACAUCGUCCCGAUAUGCUAAUUUGGAAUUGCGGUUUUCGGAGACAUUGCAGGUUCGUAGAAUAGAAUAUUAUUAAUAUAAUAAGCGCAUUUUGAAACGCGAACGACUUUGCUCUCGGAUUUUCCUUAAAAAGUUUGAAGUUUAUUUUGAAAUAUACAUAUUCUCAUGUACUUUUUUUUUUUUUUUUUUUUCUUGUAAGUAAAGUUUAAAUCGUUGGAAAAUUUAUAUUACAAUUUACGAUGUGUGUAAAUUUUUUUCGUUUAUUAACAUCCUCGAAGGGCGCUCAAGAUCCGUUUCAGUUCGACAGAAUCUUUCCAAAACCUCCUCGUAGGUUUCAGAGAACGGUUACGUUACGCGUAGAAAAUAGAGAAUAGAGAGAUGCUUAUGACGAAAGAAAGUAUAAGACCGAAUUUUUUUAUGAUAUAUCGUAUCCGCGCGUUGCCAGAUGAUUGUACAGUAUCAACGUUAUCGUCUCGUUGUCCCAGCGGAAGGGAGCGGCCAAAUCUUUCGGUGUUUAAUAAAUAAGGGAAAGUUGCGUGCUGUAAUGGAGAGAAAGAGCGCGCGAGAACGUUUGCAUAUGCAGUUUAGAAAAUUCCUGAUGUCGCUGCGCAUCUAUCGAUCGGCCUGCGUCUCGAGAAGUAGGAGCAACCUGCUAUCGAAUAGCAGAGGAAACCGAGAGGAAUAUUCGCGCCGGUUGGGAGCAUCGGUUGACAACAAAAAAAAAAAAAAGAAAGAAAAAGAAAAAGAGAUAAUGUAAAAUAUACGGCAGAUUGAUUCAUAAAGUAUUUUGUCAUAGCGAAAAUUUUUGAAAGUUGAACAACAUUGCUCUCACACGCGAGACAUUCCGGAUCGAUCGAUAUCCGAGCGAUAAUUGCUAAGCGAUUCUCAGCGUGGAGGUGAAUUCGUGCAUUGCGGAAAUCUCGGGUCAGUCCCGAAGUUCUGAUACGCAAAUCAAGUGCCCGGAUUGAGUUUCGCGUAUAGGCUUUCUAACUGUUUCGCACCCCCUGCGUCCGAGUAAUAAUGGGUCGUAAACGGCAAGACUAAGUGUACAGUAAUUAGUAAUAACGGCCGGCUUAAUUGCGACGCGUACCGCGGCGAAACAAACCCGAGCCGCUCUCCCGAAGUAAUCCCCGAGCACUCUAAAUUUCAGAUUACGGCCCCUGAAUAUGCAGGCGCUACGUUUGCGCGGCGGGCGGUGCAUCAGCUGAAUCUCUUUGUCCGGCGUGACAAUCAGCGCGGUUUGCGGAAAGGAUUGGUAUGAAGCGCGCGUGUAAUGUGAAAUUUUACAUCGUACUCCCCUCUCGGUGGCUUUGUUUAUCCUCUUUCGGCGUAUUAAAAGCAUACAAGCGUCUCCGCGAUGAUAGCCAGAUUAGAUAGCCGUGUGAAAUUUACGUGCCCUUUCGAAAAAAGGAAAAAAAAAAUUCGAGACACGUUCGCGAUGAUAUAUGGCAGCUGUAAGCGUGUAAAUAGGAGCAGACUUUUCUUAUAACUCAUAGUAAUGUAUAGCUUUUUCUAAGAAAAUAAAAUUUAUUUAUAUAAAAAUGUAUAACAUAAAAUCUCGCGUGCUCGAGUGUGAUUUUGCUCUUCAAAAUUUGGGGCUCGCUUCGAGCGACGAAGACUAUUUGUACGCUCGCUCCUAUAUCUAUAUCGAAUAUGUGUAAAUGCUGCACACACGAUGUGUGCAAAUAUUGUCCGUGUUAUAUUCACCGUUGCAAUUCGAGUAAUGUAUCCUCAUACACGCGUCGGGAGAGAAAGCUGCGCUGGUCGACCGUGCGCGAGCAUUUCACUUAUAGCAAUACAAUUUAGCAUUUUCGCGUACGAUAAUAUUUUGCCGCAAACGAGUAGCGCGUACCGAUAAUGAACUUGAUAAGGUUUAUAGGCAAUUGUGCAGUAACGUACGCCGAAAAACAGGUCUCAAUGCUCUCACCUCCGCCCGAGCGAGCGGAGUUCUCGAACAGCAGUACGACGCGUUUCUCGCAUUUAAACGUAAUUAAGAAUCAUUAUGCCGCAUUUUCGACGUAAGAGAAUUAUUUAUACUGUAUACGUAAUACCGAGCUGUCUUAAAUACUUAAGUAACGUUAAUUUCAACAACGUAUCCGUUUAUCGUAACGUUAUAAUCCUGCCGCAGCGUCGCUAUAAAAGUAAUAUAUACGUGCGUAAGUAUUUAUUCCUAUUAGAGAUUAUAUAUAUAUAUAUAUAUAUAUACAUAUAUAUAUUUGAUAAUAUUGUACGCGCAUAGGCUUAUAAUCGCUUUUCCUUCGAGACGGCAAGGAAAGACGCGUCGUACUGCGUCGGACGGCGUCGAGUGUACUGCUUUCCCCGCGAAGCUCUCACCACAAAGGUGCACCGUAAUUAUCAGGGUCUUAGAAGUAGAAUAAUAUCGCUGCAUCGUGUUCCUGCCUUCUUUCCGUUGAAAAAAAAAAAAAAAAAAAGAGCACUUCCUCGACACAUCACAGGCUGCAGUAAGAAAUGUUGUUACGCGCAAUCGUACAAAGUUUCUUUCGCGACUCGUCGAGAGAGUUCAGCGCUUGUUAUUCGUUACGACGGAUUUUGUUUAUUCAAGCACUCGCUGCUCUUUGAAAGUUUUCUGUUCCGAAUCGCAAGAGUAUCGAUCCCCGGGGGUAGACAAGCAUUUCGCUUCAAGUCCAAGUUCCUCUCGCGCGAGCGUAUCCUUUUCUGAUAAAAAAUAAAAUGCAUCUCCUCAGCAGUUACAUCGGUAAAGAUAAGAGCGUUAGGAGAAACCAAUGUGCGCUUUAGUCGGUGUCUGAGAACUACUGGAUUAUUUAUAUACGUAAGCUGCUCGUGAAGCGCGCACAGAGAUAUUUAUUGAGGCUUUUCACGCUUCGCGUCACAAAGUUGUUUCGUUUUACGUUUUAAUCGUCAGUCGAUCGAUCACGCUUAAGAGAGUCACGAAGGCCGCGGUCGGCCUGGCGACGCGUUGAAUGAAAAAGGAAAGAUCGAACGGGACGUCGGAGUAAGAAGAUGUCGAUUGUAUGAAUCAUCGUGCCGCCGUUGAAGGCGACGAUUCAAGGAUUCGCGUCGAGUCAGCACCUCUCGUUGUAUUUCUCGCUUCCUACAAUUACCACGUUUGUUCCUCGCAGCAUAGGUAGAUCGCGUGCGCGCGCGCGUGCAACCUAGUCACUCUCGUAGAACGCGAUUAAUCACAUUGUGUAUGUGUCAUUCCAAUUUUCACGAUCACCGCUGAACUCAAACGAUUCCGUGAAUCGAGCAGCGAGCACCCGGCAAUCAUCUGAAUCACGACGAGCGUAUUCGUAUUGUCAUGUCGGUGAAGCGAGUAAAAAACGAGGGAAACGAUAAGCGCUGCGGAUAUAAAUUACAAUACUUUCACCGCUGCUUGUAAAUUUUUUUCAAACAUUUAACAUGUUGACUGUCGAGAAAAAGAGAGAGAAAAUAAUCUCCUAGUAAUUUUAUGCAAGUACAGUUAAGAUGUGAAAAAAUAUACUAAUGCCAUUGCCGAGUGCCGAUCAUUACCGCAUAAAUUGUGAUCAUUUGCUUCUUUUUCUUUUACCGACUGACGUGGCAAUGAUUCUGCGAUGAUCGAUGUGCGUCGCACCGAUCAUACGACAGUCAACCUGUUAAAAAUUAUUAAUAAACAGCAGAGUGCCCAUAAUUUCACAAGGCGCUUCCUAAUCGCGGCCGUCGAGCAGUUUUAACGGAAUGGAUAUAAAUUUCAGACGCUCGAUACAGUUUCCGUUAAUUAUUUGUCUGCAAAUCAUCAUUUCUAUCCUCCUUAUGCUCGAAGCAUUCGUUCAGACGCAUAUUUUUCCCGCUUCACGUCCUGUUUCACGAUGAUGACGAAUAAAAUGAUCCCACGCUAUUCGACCGACUAGUCGAGGUUUAGUAAUAAAGCAAGAUAUUUAUUCGAGCGGACACGUUCUAAUUGGUGAAACCAAAUAUCGAGAGCACAAUCCAAGCGAUCGCGAAGCCGCGACUGUAUCGCCGCUUCUCUCAUCUUUGCGCGAAGGUGUGUAGCGUAGGUAAAUAUACUCGGAUGUUUCGGUUGUAAUUUGCGGGAUCGCGCUGUGCAAUUGUGCGAAUCAUCGCGUUUAUCAUAGCGUAGUGGAAUACGUUACAUUCGACGAUACGUUUAACUUCUCCUUAUUAAAUAUAUCUCCCGGAAGUUGCGAGAAGCAGCGAUACCGUUGCGGUCUAUAUAUUUUCUAUAUUAUAUAAAAAGGAAUGAAUCUAGAGGUAUCUCUCUGAGCUCCUUACCACCGUAUCAAUGCACUGUGUACAUAUAGCGAUAAGAACGUUAGACUAAAUAACCGAUUAGACGUAAGUAACGCUAGUAUAUAGUUUUAGACCAUUGUAGUAUAAUGCCUUACGAGGCGGGAAAUCGAUUUUCGCGGGUUUCCUCGAAAUUUACGCGGAUGUCGAGCAUAUAAUUAUCGUAUGCGCGACGAGACGGCAAGUGCGAAAGGAACGAAAAGAGAGCGAGAAAAAGGGCAUUUUUUUCGCUUAUUUUCAUCGAUUGUUUCCUUUCCGGCAAUGGUGCCGUAAUUCGAACUGGCGCAAACAGUUGACCUCCUCGGUCAGUUUGCUUGCAAUCUGGUAGUAUUUCAGGGAGCCUGGAUUAGAAAAUUAACCGAUAAUUAAUUUAUUAUCAUAUUAAUUGACUAGAGUCUCGAGAGUGGUCCAAUCACGACUAACACUAUUAAUAAUAUAUUAACGAUGCACACACACAUCGUAUUAACGUAUACUACAUUUAUAUACGUAAGCUUGCGUAAGCAUUUAAUCUGUAUAAUUGCUGCGCGAUGUUAUCUUAACUUUAAGUAUACCAGGGAUCGUCCCCGGAUCGUAAGAUGUAAUUUAAUGAAGUAUUUAUUAAAAAUUUCACCGUAGCCCUUACCGCGGCGUAUGGCAUUGCGUCAUCUGUACAGCACUUCAAUUGAUUAUUAGUUAAUUAACCGCGUGUAAUUAAGUACGUACGAUUAAAAUGAUAGUUUAUAGUACGGCGCGCGCUAUUAAUUGGAGCGAAUCACGGAGCAAGAACGCCGUUGUUGAGCCUAUUUUUUUUUUUUUUUAUUUCAUACGUUUUGGGAAGUUGUACGAAAUAAUUCAGUGAACGCCAUGACGUAAACGUGACGCAGGUCACAGUUUGCAAGAACUAUAAGUGCAUUUAUAAAAACAAGGUUGAUUAAUUUAUUUUUCUAGCCCUUAAAUCGCAUUAUUCUUGACAAAAUCGAUUUCGUCCAACGACGUAUAUGCAGCAAAUUAUUUGUCAGUCUGUUCAGUUUGUCGGUAAAUAUGCAGUAUAGAAUUGCUCUCGUUGAUUUUUAUAACGUUUAUAUAUUUCUUUUUAUACGCGUAAAAAUUUGUGAAGAAAAUUCUAGCUCUUAUUCCGUUUUUCUUGUCUUUUGUAAUACUUUUGUAAUACUGCAUAUCCACCGAAUUCUUUCAGGCAUUCUGAUUUUGAAGGCAGUUGUAUUCGAUAUCAUAUAUCUUUAAUAGUGACAGAUUACAGUGACUGCAAAUAAGUAUUUUCAUUUCAUUCAAAUAAACAACAACAAUUGUGGUUUAUUUCUGUCACAUCGUGCGUUUAAUUUCGUAUCAUGUAUUUGACUUUGUCGCUCUUGAAAUUUUCAUAAAAUAUAAUUUCGGCGAACCUUAUAUCUAUGGCUUGUCAGGAUUCGAACCGUUGUAAUUCCGAUGAGUUUAUUUCCAUUACUUUGUAACGCGAGAUAAAAUAUACGUUUCGUUAUUGCUAAAUUGGCGAAAAGCGGAUAUGACAUUAAUUUAAAAAAUUGCAAUCUUCAACUUUUUUUUUAAUAUUCGGAUAUUAAAAACGUAUUGUUCUCGGAAAUAUAUAUUUCCGAACAAAUAAAAUUUAAUAUCUUUCCAAUUAUCAACUUUACAUACUCUUUUCAAAGAGUGGACUGCAUUUUACGGAAACAUUUAUAUUCAUCGUCCGUCAAAUUCAGAACGCAAACGGAAUUCGUCGGAAUUGAAUCGGUUGCGAUCGCUAUAGAGUAUGGAAAAAUUGCGAACUGAUUCUGGACAAUUAGUUCCGAUUAAUUACCGUUCUGAUUACGGUACUGACUGUACGACCAUACGUGCACCUAUUUACCAUGUACACGUGUAUGAAAACUCCAAUGGACUGAAUACUGAAGACUUUAGCUUUAAAUUAGCCGUCGCCACUAUCCUUUUCGACGGUUCUUUUUCUUUUCUUCCUCGCAUCGAUCAAAUUCGUCUGCUCACGAAACGCGCAAAGGAAUAAGUACAGGUUGUCCUGAUAUACGUAAAUAUUAUGCAGGAUGAGUCACAGUGAAUCAUUAUAACAUUUACUGCGGAUGAGAUACUAUUAAAUAAUCAUAUAAUUUUACAAGGCUUUUAAAUUAAUAUAAACUUUAUUAAAAACCAUAAUGAACAUAUUGUUAUUGCUUUGUUGUUGUCGUAAAUUAAUUGCGCAUCCUCAUUUGCAGUAAAAUUAUAAAAAAUUACUUAUAAAAAAAAAAUCAUGUGACUCAUCUUGCACCGAGAAUAGAAUGUUAUUUCUAUAUUAUACUUCUUAGCAAAGAUUUGAUAUAUUUCUCUUUGAUACAUUUGUAUAUCCUUCGAUUCUCUAAAUAAUGUAAACCCCAAAUUAUAUAUGUUUCUGUAAGAAGGAAUUAUUAAUUAAUGGAGGAAAUAUUCUGUUACCUAAUUAAGUUUUCUUUGUAGUCGUAUAAUGAUAAUGCUGGCGUUUAAAUUAAGGAAAAUUCAAAUAUAAAUUAUUAGGAAAAUAAGAUUAAUGUUUCUUAGGACAUCCUGUAGGAGACUCAUCGCUCAUGAUAUACACUAUGUAUCUCUUCAGAUCACAAUUUCUUUUCUGUUACUUCUCUUUCUAACAAAAUUACGCGAACUAACUCUUAAAGGAAUAUUCCACGAUGUAUACGUAUGACUUCGUUCAUAAAAUGUAUGUGAUGGCUUUAAACAAUUUUAUGAGAAAUCAAUCUUAGAUAGAAUUAAAUUUGUAAAUUUCGAGGACGAAAGAGAUGUAAUUGUAGAUUGCGUAUUUGAAUAAGAUUAUUUCGUUAAUCGGCUUGAUCGGCGAAUCGAGUUCUAAGCUGUAAAAGAUUAAUUUUAAUAUCAUUAUUCUUUAUGCUCAAAGCAUUGGAAUUAUUAAAAUAUAUUAAAAUUUAGGGCAUUAUAUAUCUUUCCUUUGCAUUAUAAUAUUUUUUAUGUUGUAAUACUUCUUUGGCGAAAACGGUAAUCUUGCCGCAAAAGUAUCCGCUCUUAUUCGGACAUUUUUUUUUUUAUAAUUGCGAAUUCACACGAAGUAUUCGAUCAAUAAGAAUUAUUUAAUUUUUUCCGCAAAAGCUCAAGGUAUGCCAAUUUGUAGUAGAUAGAAAAACAUCUUCGUAUAUUUUAAGGCUUGAAGGAAGAUGCAAACCGUUUCGGAUUUUAAAGCCGAACAAUGAUUCAUAAGCGAUUGUGAAUUGAUUUAUGAACCUGUCCGAUUUCUUGAUUAGCUUCACGAGCCUGAAGUUUACGAUAAUUUCUUGUCAAUACAACGUGUCGACAAAGAUUAACAACGAAUCUCCUCAACGAAAACGAAAACAACAGCUUAGAAGCAAAAAUUCUGUGCGGCGCACUAAGCUUUCGUCCUUGUAAUUUCUCGCAUUAAUUAUUUAUUAAGAUUUAUACACAAUUGUGUACCGAACACAUUGUGUAACACAUUUUUUCACCACACCCAUGCGAUUCGUACUGUUCGGGAUCUAAUUUUUUUUUCUUCAAACAAUUGAAUAUAUCAAUCAAUGUUUUGAAUCACAAUUUUUCACAUCGCGAAAACGCUAUUUAAUACGAUAAAUGUUGUUUAAAUAAAAGAUAAAUAUUUCCCAUUGAGAUACGUUAUCAAUGAGAUAAAGUCGAUUUCAUAACGCAUUAUCACCAAGUGGUGUAUUACAUAUACAUAACGGAAUAAUGACAUAGUUCUCUAAAACACACCAUCAUCGCAAGCAUCUCCCAAAAACGAAAUACAUUAUUGUCGAAAUAUAUCCCGAAUAAGUAAACGCGCUGCAUUUACGUGGCAGGCCUUCAUGGUUUUCCGGUAUAGGCACGUUAAUAGUGAAACGUCAAUUGUUCUUUCGUGAAAAAUAAUAGUAAAAAGAGAUGACAAAAUCGAUCCGAAUGGGAAUAAUAUUCCCGAAAUAAUAUUCAAGACAUUCGAUUUCCGAGGAAAGCCAGGAGCCAUGGCCUGCAUCAAAGGUUUCUUCCUAAUCAAAAAAAAAAGGAAAUCCUGCCAUACCGCGUCUUCCACGUGAGAGACUAUGAGCAUUAUCUUUAAAGUAGUUUUAACGUUUACGCAUCUAUAAUCCGUAAGUUAAAUUAUUCAUUAUCCUUUUUAAUGCGAGAGCGCGUGACGAUGUACUGAUAAUUGGAAUUGACAUUGAUAUGCACGGGGUGUUGCCGAGCGAAGCGUGUGUGUCGUUCGUCGAAAUUUCGUCUGUUCUCGCAGCAAGAUGAACAAUGCGCACGUGCAGCUUGUUACUAUACAUUCUAUAAUAUGUGUACGUUUAGUGACUAGGAUAAUUAUUCGGGAAAUCUAAGCGGAGAAAUUACGAGGACGAGAUGACGACGACAUUUACCAGCUUUGAUUUGGCGUAUUUGUCCUCCCCGCGUAUUCAUCUUUAUUGACACUCUUCUCGAAAACGGACAUAAUGUUUCUCACUCUUUUUCUGACGCGAUACACUUUUGGGAGAGCUCGUGUAGGAACGUUCUUGAUGCGAAACGCGUGCUCAACGGAGACUUGAAUCACAAUAAAAAAAAAAA